UAUUUUUGAAAUAUUCAGUUGCAGAACAAGAAGAGAUGUUUCCUACGGAAUUUAGUUUGUGACUGCUAAUAGAACUAUAGUGAUCUUUAAAAAGUUUAAAUCAGGCAUGGCGUCCAGAUCAGGCUAUCGACCACGUAGGACUCGCAUAUACGGAGCCAACUAUGAUAUUGGAGAGAGCUAUUACAAAAAACAACUAGAUAAUUUAGACAAUAAAAAAGGAACUGGAAGAUUCAGUGAUACACCAUUUCAUUUGGAUAUGAAUACAAAAGAAGACAGAUAUAGUCCAAAAGUGUCAUUUUUAAAUGAAAACAACGAAGACGAUCUAUUCAAAUAUACACCUAAAAAUGAUUUUAAAAAUAAAUCUUAUUUGGUUGAUGAUUCAGAUGAUGAAUAUACUUUACCCAAAAUUAAAUCAAUAAAGCCGAAGUUGGAUAGCACUUUUGACGAUGAUUUUUUUGGAGAAAAUAUUAAAACCAAUUUUCUAAAAAAGCACGAUUUUCAGGCUAAGGAAAGAACGCCGUUAGCAAAUGAUUUCAAUAAUGAAAUUCAAAGCGGAUUUACUUCAAGACGCAUAAAAAUUCGAAGUGAGAACGUUUUGCUUGACGACAAGGAUGCUUCCUUUGAAGCUGUAUCUAGGGCAAAAGCUUCAAAGGCCCGCUUGGCUGAUUUGGAGUCAGAAAUGUUAAGCAUAACAGAGAAACAAAACGAAAGAGAGAAAAGAAAACAUGGAUUAAGGAAACUUCUCGGUGAAAGUGAAUCGGACACUCUUAAUUCCUUAAAAAAAUUAACACUUUAAAGUAAGCUACUAAAUUAAAUGUUGUUAAAAUUAAACUAUC
This is a messenger RNA of Teleopsis dalmanni, 836 nucleotides long. RefSeq lists its product as uncharacterized. The transcript has 5 exons. NCBI's taxonomy places the organism in Eukaryota, Metazoa, Arthropoda, Insecta, Diptera, Diopsidae. The record is from RefSeq and is a predicted model, not a curated record. Bases 107 to 796 code for a protein of 229 amino acids.